GGAGGAAAGGGAAAAAAAGUUCCUCUCAUAUCCCUCCGCAAGGCAAAGGAUUUGGGGGGAGGAGGAGUAAGAAAGAGGGAGGGCCCUUGGAAGUAUGUGGCCUGUGAUUGGCUGGGGGAAGGAUUGUGAUGUGUGAGCUCUCUCAUUGGUUCCGAGAUGUAAAGGUUAAAGCAAAUUCUCUUUCUUCCCCCCAGGCUGCUGUGUGUGCGGAAUGAAUUGUGUGGAAUUGUGUCACUUCUCUACUCGUGACUCUACUCGUUACUGCUCUACAUUAAACUCCUCUACACUGAACUCUACUCGUUACUCAGAGGAGACGCCGCUUCUUCUCUUUAUUCCGCUGGGACAUCCAAUAGAUUUGCUGCUCCGGAUUUUAUUUAUUUCCACAUUUAUUUUUCAUUGUCGCCAAUUUCGUUUUGUUUUUGCUUCAUGACUUUCCCCGUGUUCGGAGCCGGCGGUGCGACACAGUCGCUGCUGCUUCUUCCUGCGACUUGACGCGACUCUGCUGCGAUUCUUCUGACAUGUUGGACAUGGGGGAGAGGAAGGAGCUGAAAAUGAUCCCCAAGUCUUCGUUCAGUAUCAACAGCCUCUUGCCUGAAGCCGCUCAAAGUGACAGCCGACCCCCCCAGCAGCUCCAUCAUCUCCAUCAUCUCCUCCACCAGCCCCAGCAGCUCCAUCAUCUCCAGACUCAGCUCCAGGGGGAGGAGGAGCAGGACCAGAAGCUCCAGGAAGCGAAGACUGAGAAGCGACUCCCCCCGCGCAACUUGGACUCGGCCUCCGCGGAGCCGCCCGGGGAAGAGAAGUUGGAGGAGGAGAAGAAGUUGGAGGAGAAGGAGGGAGAGAAGAAGAGCGGUAAAUGCGAGAAGCCUCCGUUCUCAUAUAACGCGCUGAUCAUGAUGGCGAUCCGGCAGAGCGCGGAGAAACGUCUGACCCUGAACGGGAUCUACGAGUUCAUCAUGAAGAACUUCCCGUAUUACCGGGAGAACAAGCAGGGCUGGCAGAAUUCCAUCCGACACAACCUGAGCCUCAACAAGUGUUUCCUCAAGGUCCCGCGACAUUACGACGACCCGGGCAAAGGAAACUACUGGAUGUUGGACCCGAGCAGCGACGACGUCUUUAUCGGAGGAACCACCGGGAAACUGCGCAGGAGAUCCACCAGCUCCAGGGCCAAACUGGCGUUUAAACGCGGGGCCAGACUCACUUCCACCGGACUCACCUUUAUGGACCGAGCGGCGGCUUCCCUGUAUUGGCCCGUGUCCCCUUUCCUUUCCUUGCACCACCCCCGCGCUACCAGCUCCCUGGGCUACAAUGGGGCCCCCAGCUCCUACCCCAGCGGACACCCCCUGCCCUACAGCUCAAUGUUGACUCACAACUCCCUGGGCAACAACCAGUCCUUUUCCACCUCCAAUGGUCUCAGUGUAGAUCGACUGGUCAAUGGGGACAUCCCUAGUUACGCGACUCAUCAUCUCACCGCGGCCGCUCUGGCCGCCUCCGUCCCCUGCGGACUCUCUGUACCUUGUUCCGCCUCCUACUCCUUCAACCCUUGUUCUGUCAACUUUCUCUCCGGACAAACGGGAUAUUUCUUCCCCCAUGUUCCUCACCCCUCCAGCAGCACCUCCAUGUCAGCCAGGCCGACCCCCUCCUCCCCCCACAUCCCCUCCACUCUCCCCUGCGACCCCCUCAGACCUGCCCUCCCCACUUUCACUUCUGGACUCUCAGGGGGGCUCUCAGAUUAUUUCACUCAUUCAAACUCCUCAUCCAACUCUUUGAUACAUUAACAUCUGGGGACAAGACUGGAACCUUUUACAUUUCCAUUCUCAAAGGAAAAGACAAAAAAACAAAGCAAAAAAAAUGCAUAAAAAGACAAGUCCAGAUUUGCCCUGGAGUUUGGACUAUUUUCCAAGAAGCAUCAACGUCUCCAACUGCAGCCGUUUUUUCUAGAUCUGUGCGAUUUCCUCCUGGACUUUAUUGUGAGAACAGACAGAAGAGGGCGCUCGGUGGCAAGUAAAUACCAUUUCUAUUUGCCAGUUUGCAGUUGUACAGGGGAAAAUAGCCAGUGAAGAUUUCUGAAGGCGAGUCUCCAUAGCCAAUGUAUGUGCAGCUGAUGAUGAACGGCCAAGGUGGGACUUCCUAGGGAGACUCCUGAAUGGGAGCCGUGCUGAAUACGGACAUUCUUCUGCAACAAUCCAUGUGCCCUUGAGAAUGGGAGACAAACAAGCCCGAGUUGCUUGCCUGGGGCCUAAACAUUCGUUUUUCUCCUCUGGAAAAGAAAAACCUUCUUUGUCCGACCUGUUAGUGCUUUUGUUCUGAGGAUAAAGACUAAACACAACUUGCACAGCCUGAGCUGGAACUUUGCCUUCAAUCCCGACCUGACUCUAUUCACAGGCUCUUGACGAGGACAAAAAAGGGGAAAUUAAGCCUAAAAUCUCCCAGGCAGAUGCCCAGGGUUAAAACAGGUUAUUUGUUAAUUGCUUUUGUGUUCUUAAGGGGAGGGAAUUAAGAGUCCGAGGAAGAAACCUGUUUAGAAAAAUGAUAAAAUACAAAAACAUGUGAUUCA
Xenopus laevis (African clawed frog) is the source of this 2554-nucleotide messenger RNA. RefSeq names its product forkhead box protein G1-like. Lineage: Eukaryota; Metazoa; Chordata; Amphibia; Anura; Pipidae. The record is from RefSeq and is a predicted model, not a curated record. The transcript has 4 exons. Bases 519 to 1775 code for a protein of 418 amino acids.